Messenger RNA from Dimorphilus gyrociliatus, 1977 nucleotides. Lineage: Eukaryota; Metazoa; Annelida; Polychaeta; Dinophilidae. The record is from the annotation of a GenBank genome assembly.
AAUGUUGCAUGGAUACAUUGUUAAACUUAACUUUUGUCAUGACCAAACAUCGGGGAAACUUCAAACUUUUGAAGAUUAUUUGAAAAGAUUUCGAAAUAGAAAAGUUAAAGAAAAAGAAAAUGAGCUGAAGGCAAAUGGAUAUUUAAAAUUCUUUUUACAUAACAAAGGGAACGAUAUCUACUUAACCUUUAUCAAUGACGAGUUAUCGAUAGAUGAAGACAAAACAAUCGGAGAUUCUAGCUUAAAUGAAAAGGAAAAUUCUAUCGAAUAUACUUUCGAAAAUCCCUUUUUAGCCGCACUUUCACCUCCAAGAUCAAAGGUUAUUACGCUAACAGCUGCUGAAAUGUUGCGGAUUUAUAACGAGAGGAAAGGAAUACUUUUAGGUGGAGGAAGUCUAAAACCUAAUAGAAGAAUUCGACGUUUAAAUAACGAAUCUUCCAAAGAUUGGCCAUAUCCAAAGGUUCUUAACGCAAGUUGGCAUGGUAUCUACUAUAAUGUGGGUGAAGAAGCGGAAGAUUAUGAAAGAGAGACUUAUAUUAAAGCAAGAAGUUUAUUGGGAUUGAAGGAUGGCUUAUCAACUUGCUGCACAUCAAACACAACGGCUUUAACAAUUACUUUGAGCCAUCAAAAAUUCGCAAAGUUUACAAGAUCACCGUCAGAUGGUCAUUUGAACAAGUUGAACAAACGUUCGUUAUGUAAAGCCGUAUCUUUUUGCGAUAGCACGUUUAGUAGUAGGGAAUUACAGAAUUUAGGUUUAAGUAGAAGAUCUGAUGAAGGAAAAGAAGGAAAUAAGAAAGUUAGAAGGUGUUUACAGUUAAAUAAAAAAAGAAGCGCAAACGAAGAGAGAAUAGAAAGGAAACCGUCUAAAGUUGAUUUAUUAAGAUCUCCAUUAAAAUCAAGCACAGUGAGAAGAAUGACAAGAACAAUUUCGCAUUCUUUUAGCGAAAACUUACAAGAUAAUAGCAAGUUUGUUCAAAGAACUCCCGAAAAAUGUUCUUUGAUAGAAAAUAUGGAAAAAAACACGGCUGACAGAGCGAAACAAAAUUUGGAUAGAAAUCUGUCCAAUUCUCAAGGAACCGUUAGUGCUAUUUCUAUUUUUAUACAGUAUUAUGUUUUUCCUACAGAAAAUGAUUUUUUUCAAACUUUAUCAUUUUCCAGUUUUACCAGUUUUUAUCAAUUGAGAUAACGUUAAAUAACAUAUAUUCGUAUUAAUGAAGCUAUAAUCCUACAAAGAAAUAUUUUGAUUUGUUUAAUGACACCUCGCCUUCAUAUAUCAUUUUCACAUCUUUGCCAUCUUUUCGGUAGGCAAACGCAAACAUCUACGAUAAAUAGAGAUAAGCAUUUAUGCGAACACCUUACCAAGACACUUUUAAAUAUGCUUACACACUGCUAAAAAACCAAAAACAUGACGUCAUAUCUUUUUAAAUUGACAGCCAAAAGUUGAUUGGAGCCUACAUAAUAGCAUAUAAGAGAAAUUAUAUUUUAUUUUUAAAAUAUUUAGCGUUUGUAUUCUACAUUUUGACCUUGAAAUUCUAAACCUUUAAGACUUAUAUAGUUCAAAGGUAAAGAGCUUAAGGAAACAAUUAUCAGUACUACUUGAAAGAGAAUAUUGCAUGUCUAUGAAAAAGUUUAAUAUUUUGUUUUAUUUUUGUGUCACAGUUGAUAAGAAAGUUAGUAAGAGAAACUCUAAGGAAACGUGGAAUGGACUUUAAAGCUGACCUACAUAAAAGAGUUUAUAAGCGUCUAGUAACUUGCUGUGGAUCGUUGUUAAGCGGCGUUACGGAUAUGUCUUUCUCAAGAAAAAUUACUGACGAUGUUUUGGAUAAUUUAUUUGAUACCGUUGUUCGUAUAGAAGAGAAAGUGAAUUUACCAAGAAUCAUUAAGUAAUGUGAUAUAGGAAGUUUGAUACAUCUGCAUUUGUAAUCUAUUUUUAAUAUAUAAUAUGUAAAUUUAUUUCAAGUACCACUUUUUAAUGAC